AUGAGGACGGAUGAUUACGUUACCCAGUUCCUGGCCCUCUCCAUCCAAGGAGGGCUUGGCAAUGAACAUGCAGUAGAACUGCUGGAGCGCAAUGUGAACCCUUGCAUUGCAGAACAGAUCUACUUGCAGGAUACAAGAAUCGGUAGAGCCAUGGAGCUCUACGCUAUGCACCAAGGUGGCGGGUCCACCAACAAAAAUAACUUUUCCCAGAGGAGCCCUGGGUUAUCAAACCAAAAACAAAAUCACUCUCGUGGGUUCCAACCAUUCGGGUUGCAGCCAGGGCAGGAGGGGCACAUAGCCCAAAAGUGUCCAAACGGAGCGCAAACUGCUCAACAAAAAAAUAACCAAGGGUGCCAGGUGCACCAAUUAGAAACAGAGAAACCAGAUGAUUGGCUCAAUACUCUGGCCGGUCGUUCGUACAAUGAAAUCCGGGCCUUCUUUUACGACCAGCAGGUCACUGAAAUGAAGACUGAGGGAAAAGAGUUCGGAGCUUAG
Messenger RNA from Serpula lacrymans var. lacrymans S7.9, 495 nucleotides. RefSeq lists its product as uncharacterized. Lineage: Eukaryota; Fungi; Basidiomycota; Agaricomycetes; Boletales; Serpulaceae. Bases 1 to 495 code for a protein of 164 amino acids. The record is from RefSeq and is a predicted model, not a curated record. The transcript has 2 exons.